This is a messenger RNA of Dictyostelium purpureum, 2901 nucleotides long. RefSeq lists its product as uncharacterized. Bases 1 to 2901 code for a protein of 966 amino acids. Gene Ontology annotation, biological process: SCF-dependent proteasomal ubiquitin-dependent protein catabolic process. NCBI's taxonomy places the organism in Eukaryota, Evosea, Eumycetozoa, Dictyosteliales, Dictyosteliaceae. The transcript is spliced from 3 exons. The record is from RefSeq and is a predicted model, not a curated record. Gene Ontology annotation, cellular component: SCF ubiquitin ligase complex.
AUGGCAAAUCCAGAUUUAGAUCAAAAUGAACAAUCAUUUCCACCACCAUAUAUACCACAAACCAAUAAUAAUAAUGAUGAAAUCCCAUUUUCGAUGGGUACCACAUCACCAGAACAACCAUUAGCAUCAGCACCACAAUUAGAUAACCAACAACCACCACCACCAUAUAGACAAAUGCAAUUUUAUCAACAACCAAUUUAUCAGCAAACCAUUUAUCAACAACCAAUCUAUCAGCAACCACCACAACAACAAUUUUUCCAACCAAACACCACAACCACAACCACUACAUCACAAAUGAAUUUCCCACAACCAAUUCCACCAUCAAAUAUUUCAUUAACACAAAUUCCAUCACCACUCCAAAACAACACCACUGUUAUUCCACCACCAUUAUAUUACCCAAUCGAUACAGAAUUUUUCCCAACCUACACACCAGAAUAUACAUGUAAUACCGAAUCAUCAUUUGGUAUUGGUGCUUCAUUAACUGAAGUACCACUUACAGAUAAAGUUUUAAACCUUUUUAUAAAGAAAAGAAUGGCUCCACAAUUUGAUGAUAAAUUAUUAGAAUCAUUAAUAAUUUGUAAAAAUUUAGAACAUUUAAAUCUUAGCAACUGUUUAAAUUUCUCAAGUAAUUUAUUUAGUAAAUAUGUUUGCAAAUUUUCACAUUUAAAAUCAUUAAAUUUAAAUAAUUGCCAACAAAUCACCAAUGACAAUCUUUCAAAAAUUGCAUCUAAUUGCAAGAAUUUAGAAGAAAUUCAUUUAAACAACUGUAUUAGAAUUGACGAUGAUGGUAUUUGCGAAUUAGUAGGUAAAUGUAAAAAAUUAAAAAUCAUCAGUUUAUCAGGUCUCACACUAUUAACUGAUCGUUCAGUUAACACAAUUUGUAAUAAACUUACCGACUUGGAAUCACUUUGUUUAAAUCAUAUUCAAUGGGUCUCUGAAAAGAGUUUGCUUCAAUUAAGAAAAUUCCCCAAACUUAGAUCCCUAUUCUUUUACAAUACACUUAUCACUGAUGUUUCACUCUGUGAUAUUGCUGUUCAUUGUGGCCCAUCUCUUUUAGUUUUAAAUGUUUCAAAAUGUAGAAAUCUUAGUAACAAUAGUAUUGCCACUGUCGCUAUAAACUGUAGAAAUCUUAAAAGACUAUUCAUUCAAGAUAACCCUGCACUUACUGCUCAAAGUAUUAGUUUAGUUGGUAGAAACUGCUUAGAACUUAAUGUACUUCGUAUUGAUGGCUGCUUAAAUAUUAUGGAUGAUAGUAUAUUUUCCUUGGAACCACUCUCUAAAUUAAAGAUUCUUAAUCUUUCUGGUUUACCAAAAAUUAACGAAAUGUCAUUAAUUAAAAUCUUACCAAGCCUCAGUGAUUUAGAAGAGCUUUAUCUUUACGACAACCCACGUUUCUCUGACUUGACCGUUAAACAACUAUCUGUUAGCAACUUACGUUUACAUACAUUGCGUGUAGAUAAUACAAAUUUCGUUACAAACAACUCAAUCAUCUCACUAUCAAACAGUAUCUCCUAUCUUCGUACCAUUAAUCUUUCACAUUUGACUCACAUCAGUGACUCUACCAUAUUGGCAUUAGCCACAACUCAAAAGUUUAUUCAAAAACUUUAUCUUACUGGUUGUAAAGGUUUAACAAAUGAUACUCUUUUUGCUGUAUCAUCAAUGUCAUCUUUAGAGGUUCUUCGUAUCGAUGAUGGUUUCCAAUUUAGUGAAGAGGCUCUUAGUAGUAUUGGCUACUUGAAAAACCUAAGUAUCUUAAAUAUCUCUGGUUGUGUCAAUACCACCAAUCGUAUUAUCGAUGUCAUCACCUACAAUUGCAGACAACUAGUACAACUAUAUAUGUCAAGAUUACCAUUUGUAAAUGACUCUGUACUUCCAUCAUUACUAUCAAAUCUUCCAAAACUACGUACACUUCGUAUUGAUGGCUGCACCAAUAUGACAGAUCGUUCAUUGACUGGUAUUAAAUUCCUCAAUCGUUUAACCUUGGAAGUUUUCAAUUGCUCUGAAACUCAAAUGGGCUGCAAUGGUCUUUUAAAUAUUGUUCAACAAUCAAACAUUCGUGAGCUCUAUGCAUGGUCUUGUGACUAUAUUACCGAUGAUGUGUUAAAAACAAUGGCUAAUAAUAGAUGCAAACAUAUUGGUGAUAAAGGCGUAAGAGCAUUCAUUCAAAGAGCACCACUAUUACGUGUAUUAAAUAUUUCCAGUACCUCUGUUGGCGAUGAAACACUUCAAACUGUUGCUGGCUAUUGUAAAAGAUUAAAGAAACUUUUUGUUGCAAAUUGUCCAAAGAUUUCAUCAUCAGGUAUUAGCGCAAUUGGUUUCCAAUGUAGCGAGUUAAGUGUACUCAAUGUAUCACGUUCUCAUAAUUUAAAUGAUGCUGGUAUCAUCGAUAUUGCAAGAUGCAGAUUCUUAAAACGUCUUCUCAUUAAUGAUUGCACUAGAAUAUCUGAUAUAUCUAUCAUUAAAGUAGCUACCAAUUGCCCAAUGUUAAAGGAGAUUUCACUCAAAGGUUGUACAAAUAUCGGUGAAGUUGCUGUACUCUCUUUAUCAACUUACUGCAAACGUUUACAAGUUAUAGAUUUUACAGAUUGUCAUUUAGUAACCGAUUUAUCAAUCGUAGGAAUAGGAAGAGAGUGUCUUUUAUUGAAAAAAGCAAUUUUAUGUGGCACCAGUAUUUUAGAUAGUGCCGUUAUAGAAAUCUGUGUACGUUCAAAUGUCAACAUCAACACAUUAGAUUUACAACGUACAAGAAUUACUGAUAAAUCUUUGGAUAUAAUCUCCCAAAUGUGCCCAGGUAUAAAAAUUUUAAAUAUUUCAAAUUGUGGUGUAUCACCACAAGGAGUUAAUUUAAUUAAACAAUCAUGUUUUUUAUUAACAAAUUUUACAUCAAAUAAAAUGAAUUAA